Molecule: messenger RNA, 865 nt
Organism: Bubalus bubalis (water buffalo)
Lineage: Eukaryota; Metazoa; Chordata; Mammalia; Artiodactyla; Bovidae
Exons: 2
Coding region: 1-840 (279 amino acids)
Source: RefSeq, a predicted model, not a curated record
AUGGAUUCCAGCAAGGAGGAUUCUGGGAGGACACGGGCCCCUCCUGGGGGCGCCCUCACCGCUCAGCCAGCAUGGAUUCCAGCAAGGAGGAUUCUGGGAGGACACGGGCCCCUCCUGGGGCGCCCUCACCGCUCAGCCAGCAUGGAUUCCAGCAAGGAGGAUUCUGGGAGGACACGGGCCCCUCCUGGGGGCGUCCUCACCGCUCAGCCAGCAUGGAUUCCAGCAAGGAGGAUUCUGGGAGGACACGGGCCCCUCCUGGGGCGCCCUCACCGCUCAGCCAGCAUGGAUUCCAGCAAGGAGGAUUCUGGGAGGACACGGGCCCCUCCUGGGGCGCCCUCACCGCUCAGCCAGCAUGGAUUCCAGCAAGGAGGAUUCUGGGAGGACACGGGCCCCUCCUGGGGCGCCCUCACCGCUCAGCCAGCAUGGAUUCCAGCAAGGAGGAUUCUGGGAGGACACGGGCCCCUCCUGGGGGCGCCCUCACCGCUCAGCCAGCAUGGAUUCCAGCAAGGAGGAUUCUGGGAGGACACGUGCACCCGCCCUUUCCCGAUUCUUCCGGUUGGUAGUGACUUGGGAGUUCCGCGUUCCUUCCCAGGACCUCCUGUUGUAAAACGACUCAUGCAGAUGGUCACCUGGCCAGGGUGGGAGGUUUCAGUCGGUGUUUCCCCUAACAGAAGAUGCUCAUUUCUCCAGGCUCUGGAUGGUGCAGAUCCUAGUGAGCUGAGCCCGCACCUUCUGCGCAGCAGCAAGCCCGCGCUUGAGACGCUGUUCCCCGCAUCUUUCGUCCUGGAGCCUGGAAACAGAAGUCGCCCGCAUCAGAAUACUGAGAAGUUUUGCAUCUGAAAAAGGCACCGUUUUGGAGUGCAGG